This is a messenger RNA of Ostreococcus tauri, 2280 nucleotides long. RefSeq names its product RNA polymerase I specific transcription initiation factor RRN3. The transcript has a single exon. Lineage: Eukaryota; Viridiplantae; Chlorophyta; Mamiellophyceae; Mamiellales; Bathycoccaceae. Gene Ontology annotation, molecular function: RNA polymerase I general transcription initiation factor activity; RNA polymerase I core binding. Gene Ontology annotation, cellular component: nucleus. Gene Ontology annotation, biological process: transcription initiation at RNA polymerase I promoter. The record is from RefSeq and is a predicted model, not a curated record. Bases 1 to 2280 code for a protein of 759 amino acids.
AUGCAAACCACCGACGGCUCGGACGAUGAUUUCGUCUACGACGACCCGGACGUGCGCUACGACACCGACGUCGCGCUCGAAGCCUUACGAGUCUUCGUAAAGUCCGCCCUAGAUGGGUCGUCGGAGAGCACGUCGCGGUACUACGAGUUGUUGGACGCGUGCGGGCGAGCGACGACGUCGACGGACGAGGCGGACGGCGCCGCGGCGUUGUUAGACGCCCUUAGUGGGCACGCGACGAUGAUCGACGAGCGGAAGCACGAGCAGUUGGUUUCCAUGGCGUUGUUAAAGGUUGAUCUGUGGGCGUGUGAGGUCGGUGUGCGUGCGAUGGUGUUGAAGUUUGCGACGCAGUUGGUGUGCGCGCAGGGUGGCGCGUUCAUUGGAGCCGUAGUCGGGAAGUUGGUCGAGUCAUUUAACGCGCCUUUCGGACGCGAACAAUGGUGGAAAAUCGACGAAAGCGAUGAUGGGGGCGACGGGGCGGCUUUGGCGCACGUGCAAGCGGGAGAGGUCGUGAUCAGAGAUCUCACGCGGUGUUUAGGGAACAUUUUGAGGUUGGUACCGCAGAGCUCGCGAGCGGUGACACAUGCGCUGAGAGAGGGUGUUCCGCAUAAGAGCGCGCCGAAGGAAGUGCAGAUUGGAUUCAUUCGCGCAGCUUUGAUCUUAAUCGAGAGCGCGGAUGGCGUCGUGCUGCGGGAUGAUUUCUUAAAGGUCAUCGUCGGGCACCUGCUUGAGGUUGACGUGGAGAUCAAGUGGGACGAUGUCGUGGCGGGCGUGACGAGCGGCGAGCGAGGGGAUGGACACGAGGAAGAAGAGGACGACGACGCGAUAUUCGAGCUAGAUGACAUCGAGAAGUCAAUCGAGGAGCAGUGCCGUGCGGAAUGGGAGCAGAGACCGACGACUUCGGCGCCGCUUGCGGUGGACGAAGCCGCCGACACACUCGACGCACUCAUGGAGCUCACGUUAGCGCACGUCAAUAAGCGCAUGGACGACGGAGAGAUGAUGCUCGUGCGACGGGCGUUGAUGCACGCAUUCAAGGUCACGCUACUUCCCGCGCCGAGAUCAAAAUUCGUGCAAUUUUUAGUGUUUCAUAUGUGCUCUAGAGACGAACAGGCCUGUCGAGAGUUGACAGAGGAACUCUUCACGACACUUACCGAUGUUUCCGCGGCGGGAUCGCUUCGACUCGCCGCGGCGGCGUAUUUCGCCUCGUUUCUGGCUCGCGCGAAGCAUCUCACGCCGGAUUUCGUGUGCGACAUGCUGAAGCGCUUAGUGGAUUGGUGCGCGUCGCACGUGAAGCAAAAGACUACGCCGGGAAGCGCCGCGCUGAGUGGGGCGCAGGAAAAGACAGUGGUGGGUAUGCCGCCGCCGGAACCGCACCAGACGUUAGCCGUAUUUGAUAGCGCGUGCCAAGCGAUGAUGUACGUGUUGUGCUACCGCGCCGAGGACAUCCUUCACACAGAAGGUUCCGCCGCAAUGACCCUGCGGACAUUGCCUCUGUGCGAGGUUUUGUACUCGCACUUGCGACCGCUGCACACAUGCUUGCCGUCCGUCGUGACGGAGUUCCUCCAUCGAGCCGUCGCUGCUGGUAUGCAUGGUUUCACUGGUGAUCUUCUUCGAGAGCACAUGGAUCGCGUCGCGACAGGACGCGAGACGGAUGUGUCUUCCAUGCAACCUCUCUCGAGACAACCGUCGAUGGAGUUCACGAGCAAGCAAGUAUCGACGACGUCUCGCAACCGGUUCCCACUUCGAAUGUUCUUUCCGUUCGAUCCGUACUUACUCAGACGCAGUGCCGAGCUGCUACGGUUACACGAAACGUACGUGUUUUGGACUGGAAGUGAGGCAGACAGACCGGUGGGGAGCGAAGACGACGAUAUGCAGCUCUCGAGCCAAUCCGAAUCCGAGUCCGAAUCAUCGUCAGAAGAGGACGACCCACUGAACGCUUCGUUGAGCAGCCGAUCCGGGGUGAGCGAUCAGGCUAGGAGUUUUGGCGUUGGCUCGCUGAAUACUCGACCGCGAAAGAAACUGUUCCUGGGACUGAGGCAGCCGAGACCGUUGUUUGGUCGCCGCGACGGUUCACCGCACUCGCCAAAAGGCGCGAGUGGUCCGUCACCAUCACCGGGAGCCGCCAAUGGGUUCGCCGCUAUGGCCGCGCGAUACCGCCAAAGAGGUGGAGGGGGCGAUCCGGAAAGUGUUAGUCCGCACGAGUUUCCGCCACCGCGGAACAUCGCAAAGGUCAGCACUCCGCCGAGAGUGACCUCGUUCCGCGUCAAGGAGCGAGAAAGUUAG